GGGUGUCUCAGGGCUGAACGCCACAGCUUGUGGGACCUCCACAGAGUACAGAAGGAGGCUGUCGACCAGCACUGACCAAAACGGUUAUAAUCCAAGUGCCUGACAAAAUGGACAGGUGACAACGACCAGCUACUGUUGUGGACCAUCUCUAAAACGACUUGUUAUCAAGGUGGAGAAGGAUUUACCCUGAACACAGGAAAACACAGGAGGGACUGCAGAGCAGAGGAGUGGGCCCUUGCCUUCAGCGGAAGGAUCAGAGGCUUGGCACGGAAUGCAUGUCAACAAUCAGACAUAAGGACCGAAGAGAGACACCUAAUUGACAUAAAAUCUCCUGUGAGCUAGAGAGAGAGAGACUGAAUGCCUAUAGCCUGGAAGUCCCAGGUGAGGCUGGCAAGUGAACAGAGAUGGACGUCUUUGGUGGAGCACCGCGGUUCCUGGCCUACCCUCGCCCUGUGGUGGUGCAGAGUGGCACAGAUGCUAUGUUGAAAUGCCAGAUUGGUGGCGAUCCCAGACCAGCAGUCAUAUGGGAGAGAAACAAUGAAAAAAUCCAUCCUGGGGGCAGGUAUCGCGUGUUUGAGGAUGGUAACAUUUAUAAUCUUAUCAUCACUGUAGUAAGUGCAGAGGACAGUGGCCAGUACAUAUGCAAGGCCAAGAACUGCAUAGGGGAGACAUAUGCUGCAGCAACACUGAAAGUAGAAGGUGAGGCUCAGGAGAUGGAACUGAGGGAGGAGAACAAGCCCCGCUUCCUCAUCAAACCCCUCUCUACACGAGUAGGCAGAGGAGAAGAUGCAGCCUUCUCCUGUAAGCUAUGGGGAAACCCUAGGCCAGAGGUGGUUUGGGAGAAGGAUGGCAAAAAGCUGAAUGAGAUCUUUGAGAGCACUCAUUUCAGUGUUGGCUAUCAGGAUGGCGGAUGGUUCCAGCUAAAAAUUUUCAAGACUCGGGCACCUGAUGGAGGCGUGUACACGUGCAAGGCUAGAAAUGAGUACGGUGAGAGUCUGGCAGGAGCUGUACUACUUGUAGAUGCAGGCCCAGGACAUGAAGAUGAGGGGAACCGCAAUGGUUAUACUAAUGGCCACUGGAAGGCACAUCAGGGAAAGCAGAGAAGCAGUAGGCAGGUUGUGACAAGGCUAAAAGAUGAUCAUCUGCCAAACUCAACCAAAGUGAAAAUGUUCGCAGUGACGGAAGGAAAACAUGCAAAAUUCCGCUGCUAUGUAACAGGCAAGCCCAAACCAGAAAUUAUAUGGAGGAAAGAUGGGAGACUAAUUUUGUCUGGAAGACGCUAUCUUCUAUAUGAAGAUAGAGAGGGAUACUUCACACUUAAAGUACUCUACUGUAAGCAGCAGGACAAUGGAGUCUAUGUCUGCUCUGCAUCCAACACUGCAGGACAAACCCUGAGUGCAGUACACCUUUCUGUUAAAGCGCCACCUGUAAGAUUCAAGCAACCACUCAAUGACCUUCAAGUCUGGGAGCGGGACCUGGCCAUUCUUGAGUGUGAAGUACCUGAAGAUUCCGUCCCUAUCACAUGGUAUUUAGAAGACAGGCGGCUGCAGCCAGGGGCCAAAUAUGGGAUGGAGGAGUGGGGGACAAAGCGCCGACUUACAAUUCGUGACAUUGGAGUUGAUGAUGAUGGGAUCUAUCUUUGUGAAAUGGCUGAUGGAGGAAGAAGCAUUGCUGAGGUAACUGUUAAAGGCACCAUAGUAAGAAAACUACCAAGAAAAGUGGAUGUUCUGGAAGGGGAAAAUGCAGCAUUCUGUGUAGAAGUGGAAGAAGAGGAAAUGGACAUUCAUUGGUAUAAAGAUGGAAUAGAGUUGAGAGAGACACACCAGACAAUCCUCAAGUCCUUUGGCAGAACUCACAUCUUGGUUUUUGUCAAUACCACACACCAAGAUUCUGGCAUGGUAACCUUUUAUGCAAGUAGAUCAAGAACAUCAUCUCAGCUAAGAGUGAAAGGUGCUAGGCACUGUCCACCUAGCUGCCCUAUUGGGGUGCAGAUAAACACAGAGCGUGCAAAUGCAGCACUUCUAUCUUGGUCUCCAGCUCAGGAUUUUCGCAGGAAUCCACCCUCAGGCUACAUCCUGGAGAGACAAGAAAUGUGCUCUCAGGAGUGGCUGCAGUGCCUAACCACAGACUCUGCCACCUCAGUGGAGAUUCUUGGUGACAGUGUUCCAUGUGAGGCUGACUACAGAUUCCGCAUCUGCAGUGUGAACAAAUAUGGAAGAAGUGGAUAUGUGGAGUUCCCACGAGCAGUUCACCUUGUUCCAGUGGCCAAAAUACAAUCACCUCUACAGGAUGCAUUGGUGCCAGAAGGCCAGGAUGCCUGUUUUUCCAUUGAGCUGUCUGCCUCAGUCAUAGGCACUUGGUUUCUGAAUGGUAACCAGCUUCAGGAAGAUGAACGUUUUUCCAUGAGGCGGUCUCGAACACACCAAUCCCUUCGCAUUCGUGGAGUACGAGACACUGACAAUGGUGCUGAAAUCACCUUCAUUGCUUAUGGAAUUCGUGAUUCUGCGGCUCUGUAUAUACAAGCUCCACUUGUUAAAUUUACUCCACUUUCUGAAAUGGACCGAAAUAAGUUUGUGGAAGUUGGCAAUCCAAUAGUGCUCUAUUGUGAGCUGUCAAAUCCGGAAGCCCAAGUCCGUUGGUAUAAGAAUGGAGUUGAACUGCACUCAGUUGAAGGUCUUCACAUACAGUCAGAAGGGACAAUGAGGAGAAUUGUCAUUCAGUCAGCUGAGUUCUCCCAUUCAGGAAUUUACAGCUGUGAUGCCAUUGAUGAUGUCAUCAGGUUUAAUGUGGAAGUUGAAGCUCCCCCUGUGAGGUUCACAGAGUUUCCAGAGACUGAGAGAAACAAGUCCAUCGAAGUCGGCUGCCCAAUUGUACUUCAGUGUGAGAUCUCAGAUGAGAGUGCCCAGGUCUUCUGGUACAAAAAUGGAGCAAAGCUUCUGGCACAGAGUGGACUAGACAUUCAGUCUGAUGGCACUAAGAGGGUGCUGGUAGUUGAAAAGGCUGAGUGUUUCCAUUCAGGUGUGUACUGCUGCAAGACAAAGGGUAGUGCUAUCCAAUUCACCGUGGAAGUCAAAGCUCCAGCAGCGAGGUUCUCAGCUGUCCCAGAAGCUGAGAGGAGAAAGUGCAUCGAAGCAGGCUGCACCGUUGUUCUUCAGUGUGAGAUCUCAGACUCAACUGUGCAGGUCCACUGGUUCAAGGAUGGGAAUAAAAUUCUUGCAGAGUCUGGAGUAGACUUCAUAUCAGAGGGCCACAUAAGGAAAUUAAUCAUUCAAAGAGCAGCCCUGUCUCACUCUGGUGUGUACAGGUGCACAACAAAGCAUGACACCAUCGAGUUUCAUGUGGAGAUCAGAGCUGUACCAGUGCAGUUCUCAGCUGUCCCUGAAUGUGAGAAGAAUAAAUGCAUUGAAGCUGGCGACCGUUUUGAGCUCUGCUGUGAGAUAUCAGACCCUACAGCCCAUGUCUACUGGUUCAAAAAUGAAAUGCAGCUCCUCCCAGAGACUGGCUGGGACAUUCGGGCUGAGGGCACACUCAGGAUGUUGGUUGUUCAGUCAGCAGAUGCCAGUCACUUUGGACAGUACAGCUGCAAAAUACCUGAUGACUCUGUCCAGUUCACUGUGGAUAUCAAAGCUCCACCAGUGACAUUCUCAGACUUCCCAGAGGUUGUGAAGAACCAGCUGUUGGAAGUGGGCUACCCCACUGAUCUACACUGUGAGAUCUCAGACCCACCAGCCAAGGUGUGCUGGUAUGAGGAUGGAGUAGAGCUCAUCUCAAAAAGUCAACCUCAUAUCAAAAAGGAGGAUACGAGGAGGAAGCUAGCUGUCAAGACAGCACAGCCCUCUGAGUCUGGAAUGCACGACCAUGUGAGAAAAGAUGUCAUCCAGUUUAAUGUACAAGAUGAAGUUCCACCUUUGAACAUGCUGGAUGUUCCUGAAAUUGAGAAGACAAUGAAUAAUGAAGAAAACAUUCCUAUUUCAUUACAAUAUAAAAUCUUGGAUUCCACUGAAUAUGACUACCAGUUAAAAGAAGAGGUGCUACCUCUAGCUGGAACUGAAAAGGAACAGGUGGUGCUUCAAGCUGAAAAUCAAAUUAAAACAGAAGGACCCAUAAGUCCUUUAAUUUUCAAAUCAGCUAAGACAUCUCAAAAUAAUAUAAACAGACCUUGGACACCAGAUCAUCCCGUCCAGUUUAAUAUGGACAAAGCCGAGCUGCCUCACUCUGAGGUGUACAGGGGUGAGAUCUAUGAUGACUCUUUCCAGUUCACUAUGGAUAUGAAAGCUAAGUCCUUGUGGUUCACAGCCAUCCCAGAGGUUCCAGUGAGUGAGAUCAUUAAAGAAAGAUGCCCAAAAGAAGUUCAGCAUAUGGUAACACAUUCCUCUGCCCUGAUAUAUGGCUACAUGGAAGAAGACCUACCAGAAUCUCAACCUCUCAAGCCAAAAGAAGUGUGCAUUUUCCAAGAAGACAGCGGUCACCACAAAGUACCAAAAAUGUGUAUGGAUGAUGAAGUUCUAGCAUUUAAGGUGGAUAGUGAAGCACCAAAGAUGACUUUCUCAACACCUCAGGAAGUACCGGAUGAGAAUCCCAGUGAUGCAGGCUGUUUCAAAGUACCGAGUGAGAUCUCUGAAGAGAAGCCCCAACUCUGUGGGUAUGGAGAAGCACCAAUAGUCAACCAACAGGAUGGAAGCAACAGAGAGUAUAUCACCUCAAAGGAACAAUGUUCUCAGUCAUCAAAGGUGCAAAAAGAUGUGUGCAGAACAGAGACAGUGGAUCAGUCUGUGAUGUAUCAAGAUGAAGUAAAAGAUAACUCAUUUUGUUGCACAACUUUGUCUCUCCAAAACAAAGCACCUGCACUUAAUCAAGUCCUUGCACCACUAUCUGAGACUGCCAGGAACAAGAGCAUUGAAAAUGGCAUGCCUCUAGUACUACAGUGUGAGAUAGCAGACCCAGAAGCUCCAGUUUGUUGGUACAAGGAUGGAAUACAACUUGAAUCUAAAAAUGGAUUAGUAAUCCAGUCAGAGGACUGCAUACGGAGGCUGGUUGUCCCAACUGCAGAGUUCUGUCAUUCAGGGGUGUACCACUGCAAGACUAUGGACAAUGUCAUAAAUUUUAAGGUGUAUGUCAAAGAUGCACAAACUGAAAGUUCAACAAUCCCUGAGAUUAAGAAGGAUGUAAUGACAUCAAAUGAAGCAAAUGUUCAAAAUGUUCCACGGAGCAAGCUAUUCAGUCCUACAGCUCCAAUCAGCUGGCACAGAGAAGGAGAUGAAUUUGUUCAAAAAAAUCUAACUAUCAGCGACUCAGAGAAAACUUUGGAAGCUCCUGACCUUGUCCAAUCAGCUGAGCUAUCUGACCCUGGAAUAUACAGUUGUGACACAAAGGAUACCAGUUGUGACACAAAGGAUACCAGUUGUGACACAAAGGAUACCAGGUGUGACACAAAGGACAACAGCGUCCAGUUUGCUGUGGAUCCACCAGCACUACCAGUGAAGUUCUCCGAAGUCAGUGAAGCUCAGAAGAACAAAUGCACUGUAAUCGGUGAACCCUUCGAACUGGAGUGUGAGGUCUCAGAUGCUGCCACACUCGUUUGCUGGUACAAAGAUGGGAAGAAACUGCAGUCUCAUGCUCAAGCUUUGCUUCUGUCUGAGGGUACAAUACGAAAACUCUCUGUACAGUCUGCUGAACUCUCAGACAGUGGAACAUACUGCUGCAAGACCGACAACAAUGCCAUCUUAUUUAACAUGGAAGUCAAAGCACCACCACUGAGGUUCAAACAACUUUCAGAGGUGGAGAAGAACCAGUCCGUUGAAGUAGGCUCACCAAUUGUUCUGAAAUGUGAGAUUUCAGACCCUGCAGCCCAGGUCUGCUGGUAUAAAAAUGGCACAGAACUAUCUCCAAAAAAGGAACUUAAUAUCCAAUCUGAUGGAAAUUUGAGGAAAUUAAUUCUUCCAUCAGCAAAACUGUCUGACACUGGACACUACAUGUGUGGCAAUCAGGAUGAUGCCAUAUCAUUUAAAGUGGAUGUUCAAGCUCUGCCUCUGAGGUUCUCAGCACUUCCAGAAGUUGCAAGGAACAAGUUCAUUGAAACAGGCUGCCCCAUUAUACUUCAGUGUGAAAUCUCUGACCCAGCUGCCCAAGUUUUCUGGCUCAAAGAUGGAGUGCCACUUUUUCAGGAGACUGGACUUGAUAUACAAUCAGAGGGCACCAUGAGGACAAUGAUCAUUCAGUCAGCUGAGCUCAAACACUCAGGAGUGUACAGCUGUCAAGCUAGGGAUGAUCAGAUAGCAUUCAAGGUGGAUGUUGCAGCUCCACCAGUGAUGUUCACAGCUGUCCAUGAGACUGAGAAGAACAAGUCACUUGAAGCAGGCUCGAGUCUCAUUCUCCAAUGUGAGAUAUCUGAACCUACAGCGCUGGUCCAGUGGUACAAGGAUGGAACCCAGCUCUUCCCUCAAUGUGGAGUUUUCAUCCUAUCAGAGCACACCAUGAGGACACUGGUUAUCCAGUCAACUGAGUUUUCCCACUCUGGGUUUUACAGUUGUAAUACAGCUGAUGAUAUCAGCGAAUUUUAUGUGGACAUUAAAGCACCUCCUGUGACAUUUAUCUAUAUGCCAGAGGAAGAGCUUCACAGAAACAUUGUGGAAGACGACAAUCUCUUCCUUUGUUGUGAGGUGUCCAGGUCUGAUGCCACUGCGCAGUGGUACAAGGAUGGAGCUGAGAUACAGCCCACUGAUAAUGUCACAAUAGAGACAGAAAACACUGUACGAAAACUGAUCAUCCAAUCUGUUCAGCUAUCAGAUGCUGGGAUAUACACUUGCCGUGCAGGAGACAGCGCCUUAAUAUUCAAGGUUAAUGUACGAGAGCCACCAUUAACGAUUGUUUAUCCCAAGGAAGACGUUCACCUUGAUCGUCAUGUUCCUGAAGAAAUUGUCCUCAGUUGUGAACUUUCCCGCUCAAAUGGAAAAGUGUCUUGGUUCAAGGAUGGACAGAAACUUAAAGAAAGUAAAAAUAUAAAGCUUAAGACAGAAGGACCUUACAGGAGACUGAAAAUUCUUCACAGCAGAGUUGAGGACUCUGGAGAAUAUGUCUGUGACACAGCUGAUGACUCAAAAUUCUUCCAUCUGAGCAUAAAAGAACCCCCAGUGUGCAUAAUUUCCCCAAGCCAAUCCCAAAUGGAACUUUGCCAGCAAACAUCGGAGAGAAUGGUGCUGAGUUGUGAAAUUUCCAGACCUAAUGCUUCUGUGUGCUGGUAUCGUGAUGGGCUUGAGGUGGAAGAGAAUGAUAAUUUAAUCCUGGAAGUUGAUGGCGUUUACAGAAGACUCAUUAUACCAGAGACAACAGUCAAUGAUUCUGCAGAAUAUGUGUGUGAUACAACUGAUGACUCUGUGACAUUCUUCGUAAAUAUUGCAGAACCACCAGUGCGAUUUAUUCGAUCAAGGAAGAUGGCUUAUGAAAUUGAAAAAUUUGUUGGAGACUCAGUGGUCCUUGACUGUGAGGUCUCAAGAUCAAAUGCUGAAGUCAGCUGGAAGAAAAAUGGCGAGGAGAUGGAUGAGAACAGUAACAUAACCAUAUUUGAGGAAGGCAUUACUCGACAAUUAACAAUUCAUUCAGCAACAUUUGAGAAUACAGGCCAAUACACUUGUGAUGCUAAGGAUGAUGUAAUGGAUUUCUACUUGAAAAUACUAGAUCCACCACUUAGAUUUCUGCAGAAAAAUGAUAUAAUAACAGACAAACAUUUUGUAGUGUCAGAUGCUAUUGUGCUAAAAUGUGAACUCUCCAGAGCAAAUGGGGUGAUUCACUGGUACAAAGAUAAUGAGAGAAUAGUGGGUAACGAUCAUAUCACAUGUGAAGAAGAAGGGGUAUUCCGAACUCUGAUUGUUCUGAAUGCUGAGAUCAAGGACUCAGGACAAUACAUAUGUGAUGCAAAGGAUGACAAGAUUGUGUUUAAUAUCAAAGUGCAAGAGGCACCAGUGUCAAUCCUAGGGAACUCUGGGAACCCAGAACACCAUAUAUUGGUUGCUGGGGAUGAGCUGAUCCUUGAGUGUGAGGUGUCUCAAGAGAAUGCCUCUGUUCAGUGGCUAUGUAAUGGGCAAGUGUUACAUGCAGACUCACGGCUCAAUAUUGAAAGCACUGGCACAACUAGAAAAUUAGUGCUUUCAAAUCUUCAGGUCUCUGACACAGGAGAAUAUGUCUGUGAUGCCAUGGAUGACAAAAUGACAACAAUGGUGACAGUUCAAGAGCCACCAUUCAAAUUCAUCAAAAAGGAAGAAAGGACAAACAUUGCAGCCUAUGAAGAAGACAGCGUCACGUUAUGUGCUACAGUUAACAGGGAUAAUGCCCCUGUGCAAUGGCGCAAAGAUGGCAAUAAAAUUAGAGGUGACCGUUUUUAUGCCACAAGCGAUAAACAUACUCAUUACCUCACCAUCAACCCACUUAAGAGAUCUGAUGCUGGAGAAUAUAUCUGUGAUGUGGACACAGAUGAAAUCCUAUUCAGUGUCCAUGUCAAAGCUAUGAGAGUAAAAUUCUCCAAGCCACUGGAAAACAUAGUGGGGAUCAAGGGCAAUGAUGCUAUAUUGAAAUGCGAACUCUACAAGUCUAAAGGAGAUGUCCAGUGGCUAAAGAACAACCUCGAUAUCACUCCAAACCGACACUUCACAAUAAGGGCAGAUGGGCGAGAGAGAAGUCUCACAAUACACAAUUUAACAGAUGAUGACACAGGAGAAUAUGCCUGUGAAUCUAAAGAUGAGAGAACAUCCGCAACUCUAGUAGUUGAAAACCCUCGCACUGUGGAAUUCAUUGCGGAGUUACACAACAUGACAGUUAUGGAAGGGGAAGAUGCUACAUUCAAGUGUGUAGUGUCCCCUGAAGAUGCAAAGCUGGUAUGGCAUAUAAACGGCCUUCCUAUUACAUCAAAUGAGAGAUUUAACAUUUUAAGUAAUGGACUGUGCCACAUGCUGCACAUCACGAACUGCCAAGUGUCAGACAGCUGCAAGCUGACAGCUGAUGCUGAAGGCAUGAUAUCCAAAGCUAUCCUUCAGGUUCAAGAGACACAGGUGCUGUUUACAAAGAGCAUGGAAUCUGUGGCAGCAGAGGAGUUUGGGGAGGCGACCUUUGAGGCAGAGGUGAGCCUGGAGUCUGGGGAGGUACAGUGGAUGAAACAAGGUGUCGUCAUACAUCCCGGACCCAAGUUUGCACUCAAAGAGAAUGGCCGAAAGCGCUCACUCACCAUCCGCAAGCUCACACUCUCUGACCAGGGAACCUACACCUGUGAAACGCUCCAUGACCGCACGCAAGCCAAGCUCACCGUGGAACCACGAAAAAUAAAAAUACGCAAAGGACUAUCCGAGAUCCAAACUUUUGAGCAUGAGACUGCAUCUUUUGAAGUUGAACUGUCGCACAGCAAUGUAGAAGGGGUAUGGCAUAAGGAUGGGAGCCGCCUCAAAAACAACAACCACUGGCGUAUGACUGCCAAGGGACGUGUGCACAGCCUUACCAUAUGGAACCUCACUCUAGAGGACACUGGUACCUACAUGUUCUCUGCUGACAAUGCAAGGUCCUCUGCAAGACUCAGUGUUAAAGAAACACCAGUAUCCAUCCUGAAAAGGCUAGAAAACAGCAGUUUCCCAGAGGGCACUGGAGUGGCCCUCGAAUGUGAACUGUCCCGACAUGUGGAUGUAAAGUGGACAAAGAAUGGGCUAGAGCUUAAGCCAGGGAAGAACUAUCGCAUAUACUCCAUGGGAAGAAAACGCUUCCUACAGAUUGUGAAAUGUGAGCUUGGAGAUUCAGGUGUAUAUGUGUGUGAUGCCGGAGACGCCAUUACCUCCUGCUCUGUGGAAAUCUACGAGAGAGAGCUGGAAGUGUUGCAGAGCCUGGAAGAUCUGGAGAUUCAAGAGGACCAGAAUGCUGUUUUUAUGUGUGAAGUGUCUCUGGAUAAUACAGCUGGAGAGUGGUUCAAGAAUGGAGAGAAAAUCAAGCCCACCAGCACCAUCAAGAUCCGUCAAGAAGGAACCAAGCACUUCCUCCUAAUGUGCAAUGUUAAGGGAGACGAUUCAGGAGAGAUCAAGUUUGUUACAAAGAAUAUCGAGACAGUUGCUUACCUGGAGGUAAAGAAACUUCCUGUGAACAUAGUGAAGCCUUUACAAGACAAAACAGCUUUGGAGAAGACCCGUGUGAUACUGGACUGCACGGUGUCCAAUCCGCGUUGCAGCAUCCGCUGGUACAAAGGCAGCACCGUUAUCCUGCCAUCAGAGCGCUUUGAGAUCUGUAGCGAAGGUUGUUACCGCAAGCUAGUUAUUCAACAGGUGGCACUUGAGGACGAAGGUACUUAUAGCGUCCAAGUGGGAGACUACACAUCUUCAGCACGGCUCACUGUUGAAGCACAGUCAAUUCUGAUGGUGCAGGAUCUGCAGGACGUGGAGGUGACGGCUCCAGAAGAAGCAUGCUUUGCAUGCGAGAUCUCCAUUCCUGCGCUCAAGGAGCCUAUAUGGACGCUGAAUGGAGAGGUCCUCCAGCCAGGACCCAGAGUUCUCAUGGAGAAAAUGCAGACAGUGCACAGGCUCACUCUAAGGCAGACAUACAAGGACAUGAGCGGUAUAGUGGAGUUCAUUUCAGGAAAGGCCAAAAGCACUGCAAAAUUGCAUGUCAAAAAUUAAGCAACAUGUUUUCUUAAGCAAGAGCAUGACAUUUAGACUAAGCAUCUUUUACAUUCUGUUAAUGUUUGUAUAAUUUCUACUGAUUAGAAGAAGAGCAGAUCAGAAAUUGGUCCUAACCAGCUUAGGUUGAAGUUUUUGCUAAACAAAACAUGACUAAAAAGGUCAUGUUAAAUGGAUUUGCUGGCAGAAACAGUUAGCCUUCACACCAGUCCCGUAGUUGUAACUAACAGUGAGCUUAGUGCAAAUAGUAACCAGUGCUUCUCCUGUGGGAAGGAACCAUUUUGAAUGGCUUGGAUAUUGAGCCUUAUAUUAGUAUAAACUCAAUGCACACCUUAAGUAUUGUCAAGCCCAUUAAACUUGUGUUUUGUGUCAUGUAGAAUUCAGCUGAUUAUUAGGUGAUUAAUAUCCCUCCUUUUAAUUAUUAGAUAAUCACUGAGAAACAUGGAACCAUCUUUAUGUUGUAAUCAUCUGAAACUGAUACACUGAAAUUAAGAGUUAAAAACAUUCUUUGAGAUUCUUUUUUAAUUGAUCUGUAAGAUGUUUAAAAGCAUAUUCACAAGAAAUGUAGAGUAUACAUUGUUAUUAUUUAGGCUUACAUCCAUCCAGCCAAUCUAAAGGUUUUGCACUGAGCUGAAACCUUUAGGCCUACAUAUACAAGAUGUAUUAAAACUGUAACUUCCUUGAAAAUUAAGCAUAUAAUAUUACCUAAAGAUAAGUUUUUGUAUUAGUUCUAAAAGUGUGUUGGUAAAGAGCUACUGUUGAUUUGUUAUACAUGGUGAUUUAAUAAAUAGGUUAAGAAUUUCUUGUGCAUCGUAAAUCAUAGUAGGCUAAGGUUACAGUGCCAAGAAAAUGCCACUCAUCCAUAAUAACAAAACCUAAAUUGGUUCAGACAUAAGUCUCUGUUUAAUACCUUUAUGGUAUGUACAUUGUCCUUUGUAUAGAUGUUUUUUAAUAUAAUAAAUAAAUGGUGUCUUGUGGAAUGCAGCUUAAAGGAAUAUCAGGAUGCAUGGUAUUACACAGGUGUGCAAUGCACAGGGCCAAAAGGUUACCACGGAAGUUUCAAGUUACUGAACGCUAACUUCAGACACAUGAUUGUGAGUCAGAAUUGUGUUUAAUCAAUACAUAUAUCAAACUAUCUUAGAGAAACAUGGUCAUUUAAAAAAUGAAUGGAAAUGUUUUCUGAAUUUUAAGAACUUAUCCUAAGUUUUAAAAGUCAAAUAAAAUAAGCUUUACUGGUCAACUCUCUAGUGUUUUUCAUUUUAACUGCAUUUGUCGAACUUGCUCCAUGGUCAACAAACACGAGACUGCUUUUCAUUUGUUUCAUUUAUGAUAUAACUCAUUCAAAACAGUAAAAUACAAUUAAAAUUACAAAAGUUCCAAAACUAGGUUAUAUUUGACUUUAAACUUGGCAUUCCUAUUCCCAUAUCACAAUAAAAAUCUACAUCUAUUAUUGCCAAAUUUGGUUUGCUCUAUGCACAUUACCAGACAUACAAAUAUGGAACAAAUGUGGGUUUUUUGUGUUUGUUUAAAAUGUAAAGGGGGUGAUACAGUAAAAAAGUAAAAGGCAGAGGGUAUGUGUGGUAAAUAAAUGAAAAGGCUACAUCAUGUUACCCUUUUAGUUGAACAUCUCAAAAUAAACACCUAAAACCCAAUCAACUGUCCAAGAGGCUUUGUGGCAGCCCUAUAAUUUUUUUUUUUUAAGUUUGCUACCAAAGAGUAUAAUAAAAAUGGUGCAUAUAUUUUAGCAUGUUAGUGGGAGGGCAUUUUAGUUGUCCAUGUUCUCCAGCAUUAGAAACUAUUGGCCGUUUCAGAGUUGAGAAGUUAUGUUGUGAAAGUUUGACAGUCACUGCAACAGAAUGCUGAUUGCAGGCAUAAAUACUCCUUGCUUAAUUAUAAAUCUACUUAAUUUGCAUAGUGCUUCAUAAAACAUCAUUAUAAGGCAGAGGAACCCUAAAUAUGGACCCUAGAGAUGACAGGUUGAAUACACAAAUAGAGCAUAAGCCAGAAAAUGUCAGGCAUCACUGCAACAUUACUAGACUCCAGGGGGAGCCCUUUCUCCUAAAAACCACAGACUUCAUGAGUUAAGGCAUCAUAUGCUCACUAUUAAAGCACAAAUCUAAGAUCAGCGGUGCUAUUCAUAAAGCACCACUGAGCAACAGGCUUGAUCUAAAGUGUUUUUAUGAGGCCAGUCUAGUUGGUGCAGAUCACUGCUCUCAUUCCAACUUCUUGCAUUCAGGUCAUCGGAUACCAUCUUUAUUACCCCGAUGAACAGACUUAGAAGGCUUUGGUGGUGGCUGACAAUAAAUCGCUACUUGUGCCCAGUGUCAUUUUACAUAAUUGGCUACACAUUACCCAAAUGCUGUGUGUCAUACCAAAAGACAGUGCGAGUGCUAGAAUUGUACUAGAAACUGGCCACCUCUGUGAUCUGGUAAAGCAGACAACACUUAUUACAUUUUACAGUGACCUCAGCACACAAACAGCAUCCUGUAGAAAGAUGAGCGAAAAGCAAAGAGCAGGGUAUUAAAUGAAAGGGUGCGGGGUGCAAAUGACUCCCAAAAAGAGAGCAACAAGAUCACAGGAAGAAGGAAACUGACUGUUACUCAAUAUGUUCUGUUUCAGUUCAGAUUAAAAACAGACUCACUUUUGGAUUAAUCUGUUAGAAAAGGUAAAUGCAUGAUUAAAUUAUCUACGAUUUCUAAGAACUGCAAAGAAAUGACAAAAGCACAGAAUUAUUAUUCAAAGUGAACAUCACCAUGACUGUGGUAUAAGGUGAGCCAAUUCUGCUCUAGGCUUACUGGUGGCACAAGAAGACCAGUAAGAUAUUUCUCAGAUUGACGUGGCCUCAAAUUAUGUACUAAAUCAGGCAUAAUUGUGUAACAUUUCUAGCACUGAGGACUUCACAUUCCCACAAACUACAGCUAAAACAGUAGUUUAUGAAAACCUCCAAAUUAUCAAACUACUGCAACUGUAGUCAGAGGCACUGUCUGUACUGUUUACCUUUGUCUUUGCCUUCUAUUAAAACUAGAAUUUGUGUAUUCCAAUUAGUACCAUUUUACAUUUCCAAAGUAGUUUGAUAUAUUAGAAAUUUGAGUAAUUUGAAAGGAUCUCCAACAAUUUCCAAAAUAACUGAAAUAAUAUGCAUUACUGUACAUUCAGUGCUAUCACAAUAACACAAGGAAAUAUAUUGCCAGGUUCAAGUAAAAGAUGAAAAGAGAAAACCAAUUUUGCCUGUCAAAAUGAAGUACUGCUCAAACCUUUAGGCCAAUAUUAUGAAUAACAAAUCUCUCUCUCUCGGCACAGCAUAAUGUUCAUUAUUAUAAGAUGAUUGGUUAUACCACUAUCAUUCCUGUAAAAAAGAAAUAGACAAAUGUAGAAAUAGACCAAUGUUAUAAAGAACUGAAUCAUCAUCAUCUCCUCUUUCCAUCUUCACAUCUCAUCUGAGCAACAGAAAUCACAGCAACACUGACACUUGCAAAUGUGUCCAUCUGAUCGUGCUAAGAAACAUUUGUAGGUCCACAUUCAUUGGCAAAGCUAAACACCUAACACCAAGGCACAUUAAUGGUUAUCUAUGGGAGUUCUUACUUCUGCUAAAAUAACCCCAAAAAUGGAGAAAACAUAACUGAGCACAUAGCUUCCACUGGUAACAAACAGAAUUCCAGAAUGCUCCUUUACUUAUGUGAGCAAUGUAAACUCACAAGUAACAUACUGUUAUUCAUAUAAACCUGCACAGUAUAAGAUGAGCACUUUUAAUAUUGUGUGACAAAAAAGGAUUACUAUAAUUGGGCUCUUGCAAUGGGAAAAAAAACCAAUAUAGUCAGCCAUUACCCCCUUUUCUGUAAUCAGUUAUUUUAGUCUUUGAUUUUGUACCUUUCCAUUAAAAUGACAUUAAAAUGCUGAAUAUUAUUCAUUUAGACUUGUCUUACUUCAUUCAUUUGGGCAUUUAAACAUAAAACUUGCAAUGUUUUAUAAUAUUGUUUAUAUUUUGUAGAAUGUGGAAAAACAUUAAAUGGACAUGUAUGCUUUUUCAUUGCAAGGGCUCAAUUAUUCCUUGGUCUUUCAGAAUACAAUUAAAGCAUGUGGUGUGUAAUUUUUUAAAAGAUACUUUAGCUUGGUUUUACCCAAUAGCCUGAAAACAGCAUCCUCAGUAGCUGAGGUGCCAUGACACCUUCCCUUUCAUACAGCCAUAGCUCUGUGAAAUACAAAUAUGAUUGUGUAGCCGAAGACAAGAAUUUUCCAUUUAAAAAUCUAUAACAGGAAGAGGAAAAGGGGAGAUCACUUUUAUAAGUCCUGUUUAAAUGUUGGCUACAUUUUUAAAAAGCAGACAGCAUAAUAUUUUAUGUGAUUGACAUUCUUGGUUUUGUCCCUACCUGGGUGUAUGAGGUAACCUCAUUAAGGCAAAUGAGGGUUUAAUGAUCAUACGGACAUAUUGGCAAAUCAC
Electrophorus electricus (electric eel) is the source of this 15078-nucleotide messenger RNA. RefSeq names its product obscurin like cytoskeletal adaptor 1b (gene obsl1b). The record is from RefSeq and is a predicted model, not a curated record. NCBI's taxonomy places the organism in Eukaryota, Metazoa, Chordata, Actinopteri, Gymnotiformes, Gymnotidae. Gene Ontology annotation, molecular function: protein binding.